This is a messenger RNA of Branchiostoma belcheri (Belcher's lancelet), 3327 nucleotides long. RefSeq names its product polyadenylate-binding protein 4-like. Gene Ontology annotation, molecular function: poly(A) binding; mRNA 3'-UTR binding; poly(U) RNA binding. The transcript is spliced from 15 exons. Gene Ontology annotation, cellular component: cytosol; nucleus; ribonucleoprotein complex. NCBI's taxonomy places the organism in Eukaryota, Metazoa, Chordata, Leptocardii, Amphioxiformes, Branchiostomatidae. The coding region runs from base 315 to 2276 and encodes 653 amino acids. The record is from RefSeq and is a predicted model, not a curated record.
GGCUAACUGAGGCCGGCGUAGGUACCCCUCCUCACCUUUUUACCUGCGUCAGCUUCCACGCGUUGUUGUGUGUUAGCAUUUUAGGCCCACACAACAGCCGUAAACCCAAAAAUUUACAAAAAACAACAAAAAAACUUAAAAAGUUAUAAAAACUACUGUAUAAAAACUUAAAAAGCUUGAGAAAAAAACUCGCGAAACGGUGGUAGGAACGUCCCAAAGUCUGCCGAAGCUCGAAGAUCCAGCAAAAAUUGACAACGCCAUCUUGAAUUUGAAGACUAAUUUCUGAGGUCACAUACACUUGAGUACAGAUCACCAUGAACCCAGGCGGAGGUCCCACAUACCCGUGUGCGUCGCUGUACGUCGGCGACCUUGACCCCGACAUCACGGAGGCCAUGUUGUACGAGAAGUUCUCUCCGGCCGGCCCCGUGCUGUCCAUCCGUGUCUGCCGUGACAUGGUGACACGACGCUCUCUCGGAUACGCCUAUGUCAACUUCCAGCAGCCAGCUGAUGCUGAGCGUGCCCUGGACACCAUGAACUUUGACACCAUCAAGGGUAAGCCCAUGCGGAUCAUGUGGUCCCAGCGCGACCCCUCGCUGCGCAAGUCUGGUGUCGGAAACGUCUUCAUCAAGAACCUGGACAAGUCUAUCGACAACAAGGCUAUCUACGAUACCUUCUCAGCUUUUGGCAACAUUCUGUCUUGUAAGGUCGCUCAGGAUGAAACCGGAUCCAGCAAAGGUUUUGGUUUUGUGCACUUCGAGACCCAAGAGGCCGCUGACGAGGCCAUGGCCAAGGUCAACGGCAUGAUGCUCAACGGCAAGAAAGUGUAUGUAGGGCGUUUUGUGCCCCGCAGCGAGCGUUUGGCCGCCAUGGGAGAAGCCCAGAAACGUUUCACCAACAUCUACGUCAAGAACUUUGGGGACAAAUGGGACGAUGACAAACUGCGUGAUGCCUUUGAGAAGUACGGAAAGGUGGUGAGCGCCAAGGUGAUGACAGACGACAUCGGACACAGCCGUGGCUUCGGGUUCGUCAGCUACGAGGAACCAGACUCCGCCGGAAAGGCCUGUGAGGAAAUGAACGACAUGGAGGUUGAAGAUGGCCGCCGCAUCUACGUCGGGCGUGCCCAGAAGAAGGCAGAGCGCCAGGCAGAGCUGAAGGCCAAGUUCGAGAAGAUCAAGCAGGAACGUAUCCAGCGCUACCAGGGUGUGAACUUGUAUGUGAAGAACUUGGACAGCACCAUCGAUGAGGAAAUCCUCCGCAAGGAGUUCUCACAGUUUGGGACCAUCACAUCCUCAAAGGUGAUGACUGAGAACGGACGGUCCAAGGGGUUCGGUUUCGUGUGCUUCAGCUCUCCCGAGGAGGCCACCAAGGCCGUGACGGAGAUGAACGGCCGUAUCGUGGUCUCCAAGCCGCUGUACGUGGCGCUGGCCCAGCGUAAGGAGGACCGUAAGGCCCAGCUGGCGUCCCAGUACAUGCAGCGUAUGGCAGGGAUGCGUAUGCCGGCGCCACAGCCCAACCAGAUGUUCCAGGGUUCCUCUUACUUCAUGCCGUCCAUGCAGCCGCGCUACUUCCCCAGCCAGAUGGCCCAGGUGCGUGCCAGCCCGCGCUGGCAGCAGACCGCCCCGAUGCGCCCGGGUGCCCAGGCCACCGCCUUCCAGGCCAUGCCGGCCGCAGGGUCACGCUUCCCCACCGCAGCCGCGCCACGGGCAGCCGCCGCAGCCGUCAGACAGGUGACCCCGCAGGCCAUGGCCCGCACCACGCAGCCACCUGCUCAACGCAUGGCAGGGAGAGGUGUUGCGCCAACCCAGCAGCCCCGUGUGGGAGUUGCCGCCAUGGCCAACCAGCAGCCCCGUCCAGGCUACAAGUACACUGCCACGAUGCGCAACCCGCCCAGCGGGGGCCAGCCUCAGGCCAUGAACCCGUCUGUCAUGUACCGCCCGGCUUCGUACGCACAGUCCAGCAAGGUCCAGGAGCAGUCGACCCCCCAGCAGGCUGUGCAUGUGCAGGGACAGGAGCCCCUGACGGCCUCCAUGCUGGCUGCAGCACCACCUCAGGAACAGAAACAGAUGCUGGGAGAACGCCUCUUCCCCCUCAUCCAGAACAGCCACCCGGAUCUGGCGGGUAAGAUCACUGGUAUGCUUCUGGAGAUUGACAACGCCGAGCUGCUGCACAUGCUCGAGUCCCGCGAGUCUCUCAAGGCCAAGGUUGAAGAAGCCGUGGCCGUGCUUCAGGCCCACCAAGCCAAGGAGCAGGCCGCCCGCGCUGGCGUCGCAGAGUAACAGCGCCCCCUACCAUCCACACCAAGUUUCGCGAGGAACCUAACGUUAAAAACCUAGAGUAGCAAGCAAGCAAGUAAUUCCUUCCCGUGGAAAACUGUACCCCGAACUGGGCGAAGAGAUAAAAUGGAAAGUUGACGCAUGGGUAAAACUAAAACUUUUAAAUGCAAAAAUAGCGUUAGCCGAGUGUGAAUGAGUGUUUUACAGUUCUGAACCUAUUAUACCUUUUGUAUGAAAGCUGUCAAUCGAAACAUCUCCGUGUCUAUCAGGCCAUAUGAGAAUUUUUUCCAUGUUUGUUCCUUUGUUGUUAACAACCUCUUAAAGCAAGGAAUGCCUCUUCUUUCAAGAACAGAAGUGGAGUUGGCAGGAUAUUUUUGUAGUAAAAUCCAACAAAACUGAUAAAGACAGCCAGGAUGCCAGUGAGAUGGUAAACUAAGCCUGUAUUUCUACACGUACCACUGUAGUUGUCUUGGUUAUUCCACAUCAGAGUGUUUUUAACAGCAGCUGCGUUCUACUACUACUAAUCUGCAUGGGUUUGUUGAAGUAUUUAACUGGUCAUGAUUGUUGAGAAAAAAUAAUGUUGGACAGUUUUUUAAUCAUUUAUAACAUCCUAGGAUCACAGGGUUGAACUGUUAAUAGCUUCAUGUUUCAUUAUGCUAUUUUUGUAAAAAAAAAAAUUGUAAAACUAAUCUUACGUUUGAAAAGGUGCAGCCAGGCAAGGCGUACAGUUUUGCGGGAAUGAUAGUCGUAAAAAAAGACCAAAAAAAUCGUAAAACACCGGAAAAAAAUUUCGAUCUCAAGCAGAAGAGAAGAAGAAACCAUACGGUAACUAGAGGAGGCAUAAAAAUGGAAAAAAUGUAUCAAAAAACACCGCAAAAUACGUUGAAAAAAAGGGAGACGAUCUUGUUGGGAAACUGCGGCGAGGUCAGCUCUUGGAAUGAGUGUUAUCUGAAUAACCGGUGUGAACAUGUGUUCUGUUUUGUGUUGAGGCUGAAAGAUGCCUUGAAUGUGAACCAUCAGCAACUUUGGGAAGUAAAACUACUGUUUCACACCA